Lottia gigantea (owl limpet) is the source of this 1992-nucleotide messenger RNA. RefSeq lists its product as hypothetical. The coding region runs from base 77 to 1714 and encodes 545 amino acids. The transcript is spliced from 2 exons. Lineage: Eukaryota; Metazoa; Mollusca; Gastropoda; Lottiidae. The record is from RefSeq and is a predicted model, not a curated record.
GUUGUCUCAUGACAACAAGCAAAAUGUCGGAAAUGAUCUUUAGAUUUUGGCAAGUUUUCUCUUAAGAAGAUAAAUAAUGGGCGUAAUAAAGAAUAAUUCGAAUGAUAUCAAUCAUACUACAGCUCGGACGUUAGUCAACGCUACCGGAAUAUCGCAUUGUUUGGCUAAAGCGAUCAUAAACUACAGAAAACAGAAGCAAAACAACCCGAUUGAAGAUUUUCAUGAAUUAUGGAAGGUACCAGGGAUGACUUCGGAAGAUUAUGAAGCAAUUGCCGAAGAAUUCAAAAAAUCUAAACCUCAAGAUAAACAGCCAGUAACAAAGGUAAAUGUCAAAUCAGAGACAACGAAGGGAAAAGAUUCUGUGUCGAAAGAGAAGCCAACAUCUUCACCAAACUCCACUCAAGGUCGCAAUACAGCGAGAAACAGAAGAAAACGCGAGAGAAAAAAGAGAAAGAAACAGGAAAGAAUGGCUUCUACAUCCCCUGCACCGUCAAGUCUCAAACGCGAUACCGAUAAAAUUAAUUCAAAAGCUAUUAAUCAAAGAAUUCGAACUGGAAUGAACAAGGCAAACCUGAGUCAUAAUGGGUUUCAAAUACCAAAUCUUUUAGUGAAUCCCGAAUGGGAAAGUCCUCAGAACACGCUGAUUCUUUUAACGGGUGGAAGUGGUCAAAAACAAAUGUUAAUGCCAUAUAAAGUUAGGUCGUAUCAAGACGGCCAGGAAUUCGUCGUCCGCUACCUAAACCAGCCACAUGUCGAUGAUUUAUUCUCACAGUCUUCCAAUCCUCGACAUGGUGGUAAACAGACAAAGAACAGCCAAGAUAGAUCGUUAUCUGCAUCUCCAGAGAGGCGUCAUGCAAGUACGAGUAGAAGUGGAAGUCGAGGCCGGAGCCGAAGCCGUAGUCGAAGUAGUAAAUCAACAACAACAUCUCCACCAGAAAAACGCUCGCGAUCCAACCCGCCUAGUAACUCAGAUUAUUCUGGUAACAAUGUUAAGAUAAUAGAAAUGGGUUCUGUUGUUCCACAAGGUCCUGGAAGUAACACUCUUCGCAGUGAUAUCACUAUUCCGGCAAACGCAGAAUGGUCGAAAAAUGAUCACGAAAGUGUCCGCAAUUGGUUAGCAGGCGUCGGAAAUGAAAAUAUAAUUUCUUCCAGUGGACAAGGAACACGUGUGAGAUCAAUAUCUGCCGAUUCCCGUUUAACGACGGGAGAAAACUCAACGCGUCGCCGUCUUGAUUUCGAUCAACAAAAACCUAGUACUUCUGCAGGAAAAAGUUCUCAAAUAGGCCAACGUAAGCCGAAUGAAUUUGAUGGGAACUAUCCAACAAUGUCAAGAGACAAAUCGCGCCAAAGUCCGGGAAUAUUUAGUUCAUCAAAGCAAGUAUACGAUACAGUGCAGAGAUCUCGCGAAAGAAACAGAGAUGUCUCUUUAAAACGGCAGAGGCAUGGUGCAAGUCGCCAUAAAUCUCGCCAUCAAUGGAAGAGUAGAGUCGAUCCCGAGGAUGGUAUUCUGGAGGAUGAAAGGCGCCCCAUUGAAGCUCGCCUUGACAGACCUCGUGAUGAUAAUACUGGUCUAACUGCAAAGGAGAUGAGGAGGGCCAAGAAGCAGGAUUUGGAACGACAGCAGCUGCGUCAUCGAAAUCGAUCUCGAGCUAGAUCAAGGGCAAAGUCCAGGGCUCGCUGGCGAAAAAGGUUCUUUAAUUGCACUGUGAUGUAAAAGGCUGAUGGUGAAUAAGGAUAACUUUUUGAAAUCAUCGAAUUACGGAAUUCCUCGUAUCCGAUUUACUAAAUGAAAUAAGUGGUUUUUCUUGCAUGGGAUGAUUUAUUUAGUCGGAACAGUUGUCUCUAUACUAAACAAAUAAUGCUAACUUUAGAACUAUUUCUACAUGAUAUUUUGAUACUAACCUUUAUGGCAUAUACAAAGUAUAUAAAAUCAUUUUAUGUAUACAAAUGAUAAAUGAUAUCAUACAUGAUAAAUAAUAAACAUUAUAAAUU